This is a messenger RNA of Choloepus didactylus (southern two-toed sloth), 1477 nucleotides long. RefSeq names its product insulin like growth factor binding protein 1 (gene IGFBP1). The transcript has 4 exons. Gene Ontology annotation, cellular component: extracellular region. The record is from RefSeq and is a predicted model, not a curated record. Gene Ontology annotation, biological process: regulation of insulin-like growth factor receptor signaling pathway. NCBI's taxonomy places the organism in Eukaryota, Metazoa, Chordata, Mammalia, Pilosa, Megalonychidae. Gene Ontology annotation, molecular function: insulin-like growth factor I binding; insulin-like growth factor II binding. The coding region runs from base 105 to 908 and encodes 267 amino acids.
GCCCAGCGAGCAUCGGCCACUGCUCGCCACCGUCCGCCACCGCCCGCCACCGUCCGCCACCACCCGCCGCCACCGCGCCUCCAGCCCGCCGCCGCCGCCCGGCGAUGCCUGAGUUCCUCGCUGCCCGCGCCUGGCCGCUCCUGCUCUUCCUGGGCGUCCAGCUCGGCACGUCCGUCGGCGCGUCCCAGCCGUGGCGCUGUGCGCCCUGCUCCGCCGAGAAGAUCGCCCAGUGCCCGCCCGUGCCCGCCUCUUGCCCGGAGGUCGCCCCGGCGCCUGGCUGCGGCUGCUGCCCGACGUGCGCCCUGCAACUGGGCGCGGCGUGCGGAGUGAAGACCGAGCGCUGCGCCCGCGGGCUCAGCUGCCGCGCCUUACCCGGGGAGCCGCGGCCCCUGCUCGCCCUCACCCGCGGCCAGGGAGCAUGCGUCCCCACGACCGACGCCGCCGAGGCUGAGGCUGCCCACAGCGCAGAGGCCGCAGAUGUGAGGGGCUCUACCGAAUCGGGGAAUGUGUUCUCGAAGAGCACGGAGAUGACCCAGCAGGAGCUCCUGGACAAGUUCCAUAUGAUGUGUUCUUCCAGUGAGGAGCUGCUGGUGCUCUGGAAUACUGUCAGUAACAACGAGAAUCUGAAGGUUUACCAGACUUUGGAUAAGGGGCCAUGCCAAAGAAAACUCUACAAAGUUCUGGACAAAUUAGUCAAGGCUCAGAGCAACGGAGAAAGCAUUUACCAAUUUUAUCUGCCAAACUGUAACAGGAAUGGAUUUUAUCACCUCAAACAGUGUGAGACAUCAUUGCAUGGAGAGAUCGGGUUCUGCUGGUGUGUCUAUCCUUGGAAUGGAAAAAAAAUCCGCAGGAUCCCGAAGAUCAAAGGAGACCCCAAAUGCCGUCAGUAUCUUAAUUUGGAAAACUGAGUGCAGAUGAAAUGCGAUUGUUCCUUCAUGUGGAAUAUUUAAGCACAUAUAGCAUAUAUUUAUAUUCUAGAACAUGCACACUUUUAUAUAUAUGUAUAUGUAUAUGUAUAUGGGAACUGAUUUUUAUAUUCCACAUAUAUAAAGUUGUUUAUUUAUUCACUGUAAGUUUAUUUUUUUCUACACAGGAACUUGUGCUAUAUUAAUUUAUAUAUCAUGAAACUGCAUCCCAUUGUGUGUAAAUACCUGUGUUUCAGCUCUUCAAAGGCUCAUGCUUCUGUUUUUCAAGAACCUGGGAACAUACUGGCUAGAAAAUGCAAAAUCAAAUAUGUAGCCAUGAUUUUAAAAAUGGUUUAAAGGAGGAUAAUUAACAUGCCUUUAAGAAUGGCUUUCUCUGUAUAUUCAAUUGAUCCACAUUUUGUGGGAAGUUGCAAUGAAAGUUAAAAUGUUGAUUAUGUAACCAAAGGUUGAGGUAGUGAUAUUGCUAAAUGUUUAAAAUAUGCAUUGGCUAUGUUGUCAAAUGCAUUUAUAUAAUAUACACAUAUUUGGAAUAAAUAUUUCACACAGAAAAA